AUGGCUCCUGUUCGACGUCAUAUCGGGGCCAGCCGCAGAAAGCGACGGGAGGAAGAUGGCGAAGAAGAGGGCUCAGUAGCUGGGGACAUAGGAGACGACUCCUUGAGUGAAGGCUCGGCCGACAGCCACCAAGAUGACGAAGAUGCAGAUGGAGAAGUCAGCGAAGAGAGCGAGGACGAGGUUUCUACGUUGGGCAAGGCGGGCAAGGUCAACGGUCGUGGGAUGGACAAAUCUACACGGAACAGCUCUGCAUCACCCGAAAAGCGAGGGCUCAAGACAACGGUUUCGGAGACAGAGGUAAUGUUGAACGGCCUGAAAAUCUCAGACGGUGCGGGCGACCCUGCAGAGGUUCAUUUCGACGAUCUGAAGGAGCAACGGGAGCCACACACUGGAAGAACACCUUCCGCCCCACCAACUGAACCAAAUCGAAACAAUCUGGCUUCCAGAAAGCGCCGCGACACUGACAAGUAUGUCAAGGAACGAGAGCAGAACCCAGCCUUCGUCCCCACUCGCGGCAGCUUUUUCCUUCAUGACAAGCGAUCCACCGACAACGGUCACCGACUCAAGAGCAAGUCUCGUCCUUACGGCCUAAUCGUAGACGGCAGCUCUCGCAGAUCUUCCAAGCCCGAUGCCAGCGGAGGACAGUGGGCACACGACCUUCACGAUACCGUGGCUGGCGAGGAUCGACCUGCAGCAAAGCGCCCAACAUUAUCCGCGAUGCCUAAUCCUGGCGCAUCCGUCCCCACCGCCCCGAGAUCUUCCCCGCCCAACCGGUCGUUCUCUAGCACGACGUUGGUUGGGAAUGUACCGGUCGUCGUUUCCUUGCCCGGCAUGGCCAGUCCUGUUCAUUUUUCUUCUGUACCCAAGAGACUCCACACCCGCCUACCUCAACAUCGACCCCCCUUGCGACGCGACAAGCCAUUGAACGUUCAUUUAUCUUCAUCCCCCGCGCAUUGCGGCCGAACCAAGUCUCUCGCGGUCGAGGUGGUCGAGGUGGCGGAUGGUACAGUGGACGACGUCCUAGCUACUACCCCAACUCCUCUUACACGCCGAGCGUUGUCAGUCGUCGAUCUUCAUUUGGUAUGCCACCUUCUCAGGAUGGGUGGCCAUCACCUGCUGGGUCUGUCUACUCCAGACCCACAAUUCCCACCGACGCUAAGCCCGUCGUCCGCCUUCCCCCCUCCACCUCGUCCACCUGUAGGGAUCCCGCCAUUUGGGCCCGCCAUGGCCAUGUCCCUUCCCCACCCAGCCUAUCGCGAAAGCCGCCCCGCCCCGAUCCCCAUGCACCAACCUCGUCCUCAGAAGACCGUCUCUGUUGCAGACAUUGAAAGUCCGGCAACUUUCCCGUUCGUUUUCAACCCACCUCAACCCCAGCAUGAGCAGCCCUUCCACCAUCAGGUCCCUCUUCCAGCUCAUGGCCCACCCAGUCAGCCUUCGGCCACUCCGCUUUCUCAGAUUCCGGAGCGGGCAAUCCACGCACCGCCCUUCCAACCUUACAAUUACCAUCAGCCUAGCUUCUACCCUCCGAGUUAUCCUUCGGGAGGUAUAUACUACCCGACUUCGGGACCCGAUUAUGCGGGUUACAAUGGACCCGUUGGCCCUGGAGCAUCUGUGCCAAACUUCCCGGGUCAACCAGCGAUCACCUAUUCAGCUGGGGAGCAGCCCCCUCAACCGGGUACUGUUGCUCAUGAGUCUGGUGGCACCGUCUACUUUUAUGAUGCCAAUCAUAUGUACGGAGGUCCCGCGCCUGGACAAGGGUCUGGGCCUGGGGGUGUGGUUGGCAUGGGUGGGAUGAUGACGCCGCCAGGCACGACCUUCUAUUACCCUCAACAAUCGGGUCCAUAUUAUGGGCAGUGA
Messenger RNA from Penicillium vulpinum, 1857 nucleotides. RefSeq lists its product as uncharacterized. Gene Ontology annotation, molecular function: mRNA binding. Gene Ontology annotation, cellular component: exon-exon junction complex. The transcript is spliced from 3 exons. Gene Ontology annotation, biological process: mRNA processing. NCBI's taxonomy places the organism in Eukaryota, Fungi, Ascomycota, Eurotiomycetes, Eurotiales, Aspergillaceae. The coding region runs from base 1 to 1857 and encodes 618 amino acids. The record is from RefSeq and is a predicted model, not a curated record.